ACAACGCGCGUACAGACUACACGUUCGUUUGUACCUGCACAAAAUGUACGUACGUACGACGACUGUACGUAUUCCACACCUCCGUACUGCAUGUACUAAUGUGCUCAGAAAACAAGCAACAUGUUGAACAUUUUCAGUGCCUACCAAGAAAUGUUACUCCCUUAGGGUCAGCAAGUUCAGCAGAACAUUGAUCAAGCAACAGAGAUUUCCACUGGUCGCUGAGUUUGCAAACUUACGGAGCAUUUUACUGCUAAUCUGUGUCCAAAUUUCCUGUUGUCAUGAGCAUCGAGAUACCUUCGGGGUUGACGGACCUCCUGCAGGAUUUCACCGUGGCGGUCCUGCGUGAGCGGCCGGACGAUCUGGUCGAGUUCGCGGCCCAGCACUUCUCCAAACUGCACGACCUCGAGAGCAAGGGCAAGCGAGAGGUGAAGUUUUCCGAGCCGGCCGAUGGUGACUCGGAUAUUGAUGAUGAACCGCCAGAGCUUCCAAGAAACAGAUUUUCAAGAAGAAAAUCAGUAUGCGCAGAGCGCUACGAUCCAGAAGCUGAGGAUGAAUCAGAGAAUGAGCCUAAGGUGGUGUUUCCCAAGUCAGAUGAACAGAGGGCCCGACUAGCAGCGUCCGUUAAAAACAUCCUGCUAUUUAGAGCACUAGAAAAGGAACAAAUGCAACAAGUGCUAGAUGCCAUGUUUGAAAAGAGGACCCAGCCAGACGAUCACAUUAUCGACCAGGACGAUGAUGGAGACAAUUUCUACGUCAUCGACAGUGGCUUGUACGACAUCUUUGUCAACGGCAACAAGGUGGGCUCCUACAACAACACGGGUAGCUUUGGGGAGCUGGCUCUCAUGUACAACACGCCUCGAGCAGCGACCAUCGUUGCCACCACGCCGGGCUCGCUAUGGGCACUGGAUCGCUCCUCAUUCCGGAGGAUAGUGCUCAAGAAUGCAGCCAAGAAGCGCAAGAUGUACGAGACGCUACUAGAGAACGUCUCCAUGCUGAAAUCAUUAGAGCCCUAUGAGCGAAUGAAUCUUGCCGACGCUUUAGAAACCAAGAAAUACUCAGACGGAGAGUGUAUCAUUGCACAGGGUGAUGAAGCUGACGGGUGCUAUUUCAUUGAAACUGGUAGUGUCCGCAUCACAAUGAAAAACAAGAAUGCAGACGACCCAACAAAAGAGAAACAAAUUGCAACAUUCAGCGAGGGCCAGUUCUUCGGAGAGCUAGCUCUGAUAACAAACAACCCCCGUGCUGCCUCGGUUUAUGCCUGCGGUGAUGUGAGAUGUGCCUUCCUAGACGUGAACGCCUUUGAGAGGUUGCUGGGCCCUUGCAUGGACAUCAUGAAGAGGAACAUUGCCCACUACGAGGAGGAAGUGGAACGAAUGUUUGGCAAGGGACCCAAAUGAUGAAACUUGCCUCCUCCACCCCUCCCCUAAUCCCCUGCCACCCCCUCCCAUUAGGCCCCUUCCCAUUAAACCCCUCACUUGCACCGACUGCCAGCAUCCUACCUAAAGACACGCCGACAUGUUCCACUUUUGGACAAAAUACAGACGAAGCUUUUUUACAAAAAUGCCAUGUGCACAAACUUGGAUGGACAUAUCAAAACUCUUGGGCAAGUUGGAUCAAGGAACAUAGUUUGACUAACUCUGAUCGAACGCACGCUAGUCGACGAUGGUUGGACUAGUCUAGUCGACUAUUCAGGACCAGCCUUCCGCGGCUGGUCGCGCCGUGAUUUAUAGCUGGUUAUCAAUAGCAAUUUUUCAUAGUAUAGUGCAGAGGGGACCAACUAUCAACAAAAAUG
Messenger RNA from Patiria miniata (bat star), 1792 nucleotides. Its product is annotated as cAMP-dependent protein kinase type II regulatory subunit-like. The transcript has 14 exons. The record is from RefSeq and is a predicted model, not a curated record. Gene Ontology annotation, molecular function: cAMP-dependent protein kinase regulator activity. NCBI's taxonomy places the organism in Eukaryota, Metazoa, Echinodermata, Asteroidea, Valvatida, Asterinidae. Gene Ontology annotation, biological process: regulation of protein phosphorylation. The coding region runs from base 279 to 1397 and encodes 372 amino acids. Gene Ontology annotation, cellular component: cAMP-dependent protein kinase complex.